AUGAGAAUGAUUCAUUAUGUCAUGGAAUAUUUUACAAUUGUACGUCGGGGUGAUGGUACAGAUGAAACUAUUAUGUUGAGUCAUACUCAUUUUUGUGCUUAUGAUCCGUCAUUUCGUUGCGAAGAUUUAAUAUGGCGACCACGAACUGCAUUGGAAGAUGUAGAUGUGAUUUGUGGUGAUGGUUCAUACAAUACUUAUACAACUAAAUGUGUCAAUAAAAGAGAUUUACUAUUGAAAAUAGCGAUAAUUCAAUCAACAUCGGAUAUAUCUACUAUAUGUCGUGAUACCAUGGUUUGUCUUACUGAUAUUGAAGAUUGUAAAACAAAAUUGAAUAUAACACAUCAUUGUCCUGAACUGUUUCAAUUUCCGGGAGUUCUCGUUUUGUUUUGA
This is a messenger RNA of Rotaria sp. Silwood1, 390 nucleotides long. Lineage: Eukaryota; Metazoa; Rotifera; Eurotatoria; Philodinida; Philodinidae. The record is from the annotation of a GenBank genome assembly.